AUGGAUAUCAGGCCGAAUAAUACGAUUUACAUAAACAAUUUAAACGAAAAAGUGAAGAAGGAAGAGCUGAAAAAGUCGCUGUACGCGAUUUUCUCGCAAUUCGGUCAAAUAGUGGACAUAGUGGCGCUAAAAACGCUGAAAAUGCGUGGGCAAGCGUUCGUCAUAUUCAAGGAAAUCCAAAGUUCCACCAACGCGCUCAGAUCGAUGCAGGGAUUCCCCUUCUACGACAAACCAAUGAGAAUACAGUACGCUAAAGUGGACUCUGACGUGAUAUCGAAGCUGAAGGGAACAUUCCAAGAAAGGCCCAAGAAAAUCAGGCCUCCGCCUUCCAAGGAUGAAGACGCACCCAAGAAGAAGAAGAAGAACAAGGACCCCAACAGAAUUCCCGGGGGAAACAAUGCUGAGCAGCCACCCAACCAAAUCCUUUUCCUCACCAAUUUGCCCGACGAAACCAGCGAGAUGAUGUUGAGCAUGUUAUUCAACCAGUUCCCUGGUUUCAAGGAAGUUCGUUUGGUGCCAAACAGGCAUGAUAUUGCUUUUGUGGAGUUUGAGAAUGAAAUGCAAUCGGGGGCUGCCAAAGAUGCCCUGCAAGGUUUUAAAAUCACUCCGACUCAUGCCAUGAAAAUAUCAUUUGCUAAAAAAUAA
Molecule: messenger RNA, 645 nt
Organism: Brassicogethes aeneus
Lineage: Eukaryota; Metazoa; Arthropoda; Insecta; Coleoptera; Nitidulidae
Source: the annotation of a GenBank genome assembly